Molecule: messenger RNA, 6813 nt
Organism: Coregonus clupeaformis (lake whitefish)
Lineage: Eukaryota; Metazoa; Chordata; Actinopteri; Salmoniformes; Salmonidae
Product: neuron navigator 3
Exons: 33
Coding region: 1-4731 (1576 amino acids)
Biological process (GO): neurogenesis; nervous system development
Molecular function (GO): ATP binding; ATP hydrolysis activity
Source: RefSeq, a predicted model, not a curated record
AUGCAGAGCGGUUCUAUCCAUACUUCAGUCAGCCAGCCAGGGAAGGAGAGCCACAGCCAGCAAGCCAGACGGUCCCUGACAACAGGCAGGCUACAACAGACAGCCAUAAUCCAUCCAUCCUUCCCAGAGAGUUGGGAUGACAGCAGUUCGGUCAGCAGCGGUCUCAGUGACACUGUAGACAACGUCAGCACAGACGAUCUGAACACGCCCACCUACCCCGCCGUCACAUCGGCACCACGCAAGAACAAGGCAUCCCAGGGGGACACACUCCAGCAUGUGGAGCAGGAGAUCAGCAGCAGCUGGGCCGGAGCUGAAGAUCUGAAGAAGGUGGACGAGGAGCUGGAUGUCAGCAUGGAGCCCGGUUUAAAGUGGAAGCCUUCUUCCUCCUCCUCUUCCUCCUCGCCAGCGGGGCAGUGCGGCGAGGAUCACGGGCAGAAGACGGGCCUGCCCAUGUCCCAGACUGGCUCCUGGAGGAGGGGUAUGACCGCCCAGGUGGGCAUCACGCCCCCCCGGACCAAAGGCACCAGCACCACCCUCAAAACCCCUGGUAAAACUGAUGACGCAAAGGCCUCAGAGAAGUGCAAGGCCCCCUCCAAGACCUCCGCUGGCAUCCAGCGCUCGCCCUCCGACGCUGGCAAGAGCAGUGGCGACGAGGGCAAGAAACCACCAUCGGGCAUCGCCCGCCCCCCCACCACUGGGUCGUUCGGCUAUAAAAAGAUGGCCAGCCCCCCCUCCGGUGCCCUCAUCACGUCCAGUGGUGCCACCCUGGCCAGCGGCUCCGCCACCCUGGGGAAGGUGCCCAAGUCUUCGGCUAUAGGCAAGGGGACAGGGAUCAGCGGAGGCCGCAAGACCAGCCUGGACGGCUCCCAGCCCCAGGACGAUGGGGUGCUGAUGGGCUGCGGAGGCUCCAAGGUGCCCCUCCAGUACCGCUCUCUGCCCCGGCCGGCCAAGUCCUCCAGCGGGGGGGUGGUGGGGCGCAGCGGCCACCGCUCCAGUUCCAGCAGCAUCGAUUCCAACGUCAGCGGCAAGUCGGCUGGAGGAGGGGGGGGCGCCACGGGGGCCAAGCGGAGGGACGCUGGGAAGGUGGGCUCGGGGCGCUCCAGCCCUAUCCCCAUCACCAUCAACCAGACGGACAAGGAGAAAGUAGCCGUGUCGGACCAGGACCCAGCAGGUUUAUCCACCUCCCCCAAGGCCAACCCCACCUCCACGGGCCAGUCUGGCCUCAGGCAACCAGGGUCCAAGUACCCGGACAUCGCCUCGCCUACCUUCCGCAGGUUGUUUGGCACCAAAGCCAGUAGCAAGGCCAGUACCCCAGGCACACCCGACUCAGGCAAGUGCCCCUCUGCGUUGGGCAGCCCUCAUGGCACAUUGGCACGCCAAGCUAGCCUGGACUCGCCCUCCUCGGGCACAGGGAGCCUGGGCAGCGCAGGCGGGCAGAGCGGGGCUAGCAGCCCGCUUUAUGGCAAGGCCCCAGACCUGAGCAUGGACUCGCCUGCCUCCAGCCCGGCGUCAGGCCUCUCGCUUCCCUCUAACGCCCGCCCCUGGCCCACCAACCUCAGCAGCUCGUCGGCAUGCUCUGGCAGUAAGGACACACUGAGCUGCCAGAGCAUGACCAGUCUGCACACCAGCUCCGAGUCCAUCGACCUGCUGCUGGGGUACCACCACGGCCCCAAAGUCACCCGCACGGCCAGCGUCAAGUCCACGCUCUCUGAGGGCAUGCCUCUUGACAGAAACACACUCCCCAAAAAGGGACUGAGGUACCCUCCCUCGUCCAGACAGACGUCCCAUGAGGAGGGGAAGGAGUGGCUGCGCUCUCAUUCCACUGGGGGGCUACAGGACACGGGGAGUCAGUCCCCUCUCUCCCCCCCUGGAGUCGCAUGCACAAGCACCAGCAAAUACCACUACUCCAACCUGCUGAGCCCCACCAAUCUGUCACCCUACAACCUGCCAGGACCAAGCAGUAUGAGUCGCUCCAACAGCAUCCCUGCCCAGGACUCCUUUGACCUGUAUGGAGAAGCCCACCUGGGGGGCAGCGCCACCUCUCUGGAGGACAGACCCCGGGGCAUGAGCCGCUCUGGCUCCUUCAGGGACAGCACCGACGAAGUCCAUGGAUCCUCACUGUCGCUGGUCUCCAGCACCUCCUCCCUGUACUCUGCGGUUCUUUCCUUUCUGGCCAAGACAGAGGAAAAGGCACAUUCUGAGGGUCAAACAGGCCAAAAUACCACGCAAAUUAGGAAGCUGCGGCGAGAGCUGGACGCCUCCCAGGAAAAGGUUGCGACCCUCACGUCUCAGCUGUCUGCCAAUGCUCACCUGGUGGCAGCCUUUGAGAAGAGCCUGGGGAACAUGACCUGUCGCCUAACGAGCCUCACCAUGACAGCUGAGCAAAAGGAGUCGGAGCUGGCUGAGCUGAGAGAGACCAUCGAGGCGCUGAAAGCCCAGAACACAGACGCCCAGACAGCCAUCCAAGUGGCCCUCAACGGCCCCGACCACCUACACAAAGACCUGCGGAUUAGACGGAAACACUCGUCGGAGAGCAUGUCCAGCAUCAACAGUGCAGCCAGUCACUCGUCCCUGGGCAGCGCCAAAGACCCAGAGGACAAGAAGAAGAAGAAGAGCUGGGGAAAGGAGAGAGGCAACAAGGUGGCUGAUUCCAUCCCAGCACAGUUGCGGAGCUCGUUCAAGCAGGCGUUCAGUAAGAAGAAGGGCAACAAGCCUCAGUCUCCCCACGAUGACAUCGAAGAGAUGACGGAUUCAUCGCUGCCGUCCUCGCCCAAGCUACAGCAUGCUAACAGACAGGACAGCUUUCCCACACUCCUCUCCUCAGCCUCUACUACAGAUAACAAGUGCUUCUGUGAUAGCAAGCCCCUCCCCAUGUGGAUGUCAAAGAGAAGCCUAAACGGUCAUGUGGUCUACAAGCACAGAUCUCGGCUGUGUGAGUGCACGGAGGCGGAGGCGGAGAUCAUCCUGCAGCUGAAGAAUGAGCUGAGGGAGAAGGAACUGAAGCUGACAGACAUCCGCCUGGAGGCUCUUAGCUCCGCCCACCACCUGGACCAGAUCCGAGAGGCCAUGAACCGUAUGCAGAACGAGAUCGAGCUGCUGAAAGCGGAAAACGACCGGCUCAAGACGGGAGGCACCACGCCAGCCGCCACGCCUGCCAAGACGGGCCGGCCGCCCUCAGAGACUUCCAGCACAUCCUCAUCCUCCUCGCGCCAAUCUCUGGGCCUGUCCCUCAACAACCUCAACAUCACAGACACCAUCAUGUCAGAUAUUCUCCUGGACGAUGGUUAUGAGGGCAAUCUACGCAAAGAAGGGCGCAGUGUCCGCAUUGUGGUCACAAUCAACAGUGGCUCCAAUAAGACAAAGGGUAUGCAAAGCCAGGAGUACCUCAUUGGUUCCAUCGGCGUGAGUGGAAAGACCAAGUGGGAUGUGCUAGAUGGAGUAAUCAGACGAUUAUUCAAGGAGUAUGUGUUCCGGGUGGACCCACUGACCAGUCUGGGUCUGAACUCGGACAGUAUAGUGUGCUACAGGAUGGGUGAUGUGGUGCGAGCCCACGCCUCUGAACUACCUGAAAUGCUGCCCUGUGGCUACCUGGUGGGGGACAACAACGUCAUCAGCGUCAACCUCAAAGGUGUGAAGGAGAACAGCAUAGACAGCCUGGUUUUUGACACCCUCAUCCCCAAGCCCAUCAUCCAGAGAUACCUCAACCUGCUCAUGGAGCAUCGCCGCAUCAUCCUCUCUGGCCCCAGCGGCACUGGGAAGUCAUUCCUGGCCAGCAAGCUGGCAGAGUUCCUCGUCACCAAGUCUGGUCGAAAGGUCACGGAGAGCAACUUGGCUAGCUUCAACGUGGACCAGAAAUCCAGCAAGGACCUGCAUCAGUACCUAUCCAGCCUGGCGGAGCAGUGCAGCUCUGAGGAGAGCGAGACGGAGCUGCCCACUGUGGUCAUACUGGACAACCUCCACCACAUCGGCUCGCUCAGCGACAUCUUCAACGGAUUCCUCAACUACAAGUACCACAAAUGCCCGUAUGUGAUUGGAACCAUGAACCAGGGAGUGUCUUCCUCUCCCAACCUUGAGCUUCACCAUAAUUUCAGGUGGGUGCUGUGUGCCAACCACACAGAGCCAGUCAAGGGUUUCCUGGGCCGAUUUCUGCGCAGGAAGCUGAUCGAGACGGAGAUCGACAGGAACAUGCGCAGCAAUGACCUCAUCAAGAUCAUCGACUGGAUCCCCAAGACGUGGCAGCACCUCAACGGCUUCCUGGAGGCCCACAGCUCCUCAGACGUCACCAUCGGUCCACGGCUCUUCCUGUCCUGCCCUAUGGAUGCAGAUGGCUCGCGAGUGUGGUUCACUGACCUAUGGAACUACUCCCUGGUGCCCUACCUGCUGGAAGCCGUUAGAGAAGGGCUCCAGCUGUAUGGCAAGAGGGCGGCGUGGGAGGACCCGUCCAAGUGGGUGAAGGACACCUACCCCUGGAGAUCUGCCUCCUUGCAGCACGACAGCCAGGCCCUGCUCCAGUUACGGCCAGAGGACGUGGGCUACGAUGGCUACUGCUCCACCAAAGAGGGCGCCUCCUCCAAACAAGCGUCCCAGAGCGACACGGAAGGAGACCCACUGAUGAACAUGCUAAUGAGACUGCAGGAGGCGGCCAACUACUCCAGCGCGCAGAGCUGCGACAGCGACAGCGCCAGUCACCAUGACGACCAGCUGGACUCAUCGCUGGAGUCGACGCUCUAGACGAGAGCUCGGAGAGGAGACUUCAGAUGGAGUGACGGAGCGGAGCGCUUUUCAGCGUGGCGUCAGCGAGACGUGGCGGCUCGAACGCUUCCAGGCACCCCACACAUAAGACAGAGAGAUGUGUGUAGUCAGGAGAUAUCUGUUAGGGGGGUCGGGGGGAGUAAACCCUCUUUGACAAAAUGGAGUAGAGUUUUGUGUUUGGUUGAGACACAUUUCUCAAUUUCUCCACUGGAUGUGGCAUCUCAAGAUGCAGGCUGCACGUACACAGUGAGAGACAAUUAUGUCUGUAGUUCUACACCAUAAAACUGGAAUUGACAUUGUAGUUUUAUUUAUGUUGAUUCACGGUUGUUGUAUUAACUACAGAUGUUUACAAGGGCAAAUUCUGGUUUUGUUUACUAAGGUGCUGAACAAAAAAGGCACACAUCCCUCCCGUCAAACCCUGACCUCAGACGAGCCACAUGGUGCUGGUCCCGUGCCUAAACCUGUCCCUGGUUUACAGGCAACGCCAAGACCCUUGCUACCCCACUCGCCAACAAGCACAAAAAGAGCAUUGUGUGUCGUCCAACCAACUGCUACUGUGAAAGAAUGGGCGGGUGCCAAUGUUACCGUUUGAUUUACUGCCAAGUGCACCGUGACGCGUCCGUCCACAUCCACAAACAGAGUCCUUUUGGGCUUUUCACACUAGCAGACCAGUUGUUCACCCCUUUCCUUAAAAGAUCGACAGCACUAUACCAACAGAUGGGUUCUAAAGUGAGUGAUGGCUCCUUCAAUCCAAGGGCCAGGUCAAGAACAAGCCUGAUAUUGGUGCUUUCUAACUGCAAAGCUGUGUGAUACAGGGGGUGUAUUACUUCAGCCUUUGGCUCCCUGCUGACCAUCCUGAGUGGAUAGGGAAUUGACAGGAACACACACUUCCUGACACACAACCAUUCGAAUGAAGUUGUCCCAUAUCGUCUCAGUGGGUGCUUUAAUCUUAGUAUAGUAAAGGAGAGUUUUAUAACUACUUUUAGGCCAAAAUCUCUCACAAAUCCUGUCAAAAAGUAUGUUGCCCAAAACCAUCCACUUCUGUUUCUGACAGUAAUAUUGUACAAGCAUAAUGGCUGUUAUACUGUAUUUGCAAGUAGAACUGACCAAUUGUAUAAAAGUUCAAAUGGGUGGGCAUUUAUUUGUUGUUGCUUUUACCCAGUUGAGCUGGGUUCACUUGAACUGUCAUGAGCACAACCCGACCCUUUUGAUUUUAUAGCCUAAGGAGCAUGUUUUAAGCUUUCUAGGGGGGAACAUUUGAAGGAGACUUUUACUUUUACAUAACAGCGUGUGGUAGGGACAGAAGCCAUUUUGGAUUUUGAUUGUCCUUCCUCCAUUAAUGAGUGGGUUGGUUUUGCACAGUUUGAGUGGGGGUGUAAAUAAUAAAGUGAAUCAGAGAUGCAUUCUUCCCUGUUGAUGUUAUAUUACGCUUAACUCGCUGAGAAUUAUUGUACGUUGCAAAAAAAAAUACAAAAUAGUAAUGCAAAAACCAACAAGCUGUCAGAAACAGGUGUAUGUCUUGUGAUGAUUGGUUGUCUUGCCUAUGCAGGAGGCAUACGAUGUACAGUAUGAUAUUUGUUUUAAAUAACGCCGUAUAUUAAUGUCCACAAAAUCACUGAUUUGGGGAGCAAAACAUUCAAUUUAUCAAGAAAAGCAAAUCUGGUCAUUGUCACAGCUUUCCCUUUUGUGUAUUCUCUGGAACUAGUAUUUGGUUACUCAUACCCCUAUUCAACAGGCGAAAAUUCACUUCCCAAAGCAUUACACUGUGACAUUUAUUUACUUCCCAAAGCAUUACACUGUAACAUUUCUGAAUUUACUUUAAUUCAGUCUUUUAUUCACCGGUUUUAGUAGAGUCCGAUUUUUUUGUCAUCCCAUUCUGAGGUACUGUUUGCUUGCUGUUGUGCUAUUUACAAUUCCAAAUAACAGGUGCUACUGGUCAACUAAAUCUAUCAGAUUCCAUUUUCUGCAGACAAUGUUGUCACAACCUCAGGAGAAGCAACAAAGCCUCUUGUUGUCAUCACAUGGCUGUGACAAAUUUAUUUUCUGUUUUGUUUUUGCAUG